AUGGAACUCACUCUGAAAGCAAAUGAAGGACUGCAGACUAUGGAGGUUGAAAGGAUAAGGGGGCGGGCUCAGGAUAGGCUUAUGAACAAACUAGCAGCAGCAAGGCACAAGGCUGAAGAGAAGCGAGCAGCAGUAGAAGCCAAGAGAAACAGGCGAGCUGCAAAAACUGAGCAACAAGCAGAUUAUAUUCGUAGAACUGGUCGUGUGCCUGCCUCAUUCACCUUCUGCGGUUGGUGUAGUUGA
Molecule: messenger RNA, 243 nt
Organism: Dovyalis caffra
Lineage: Eukaryota; Viridiplantae; Streptophyta; Magnoliopsida; Malpighiales; Salicaceae
Source: the annotation of a GenBank genome assembly